This is a messenger RNA of Ectocarpus sp. CCAP 1310/34, 7246 nucleotides long. The record is from the annotation of a GenBank genome assembly. Lineage: Eukaryota; Phaeophyceae; Ectocarpales; Ectocarpaceae.
AUGGGUCCACGCGAAAUGCGCGGUGGAGGACUCUCCUCGCACAUCGUGUUGCUCAAGCGGCGCGCCGGCAUAAACGAGAACGACGUCCGCAACAGCGGUAGCACCGGCGGGAUCACACGCAGCCCCUUCAAGCCGGUCGCUCUCCGACCUCGGCCUAGCCAGCCGCAAGCCGCCGCGUCCGCAGGCGGCGGCGCCGGGGGCGGCGGGGCGUUCGAGGCGACGACGCCGUACAGCUCGAUAUUUCCUCGGCGGCAGGGGGACGACGAGCGUACCGACAGCAGGGUCGCGGGAGGUGGCGAUGUCGGGCCACCCGGGCUCAGCGGUGGUAUCCGCACGGGGCGAGAAAGCGUGUGGACACCGCGCGGUACGGCUGCGGGUGCGGCGGCGGCGGUGGGGGAUGCGGGGUCCUCGGUUAUGGCUGAGCCGGGAUCGGCGGGAGAUGUUCGAGGAGAAGAGGGACCGGCAGCGGCGGCGGCGGCGGCGGUGGCGGCGGUGCCCCCGCCGUCGCCGCCGCUGCCUAGCGGUGAUGGAGGAGGAGUGACGCGUGAGGGAACGCGGGGGGGAGAGUCAGAGGUGGGCUCGAGCAGCACGUCGACGCUGCCACCGCUUGACCAGGAGCUGACCGAGCUGCUGGAGCGAGAGGCAGCCUUGAUCACCCGCCAAGCGGAGGCCGACGCUAACCGCUGGGACGACGACGACGACGACGCCAACACCCUCUCUUCCCGGGCCCCGCGAUCCCCCUCCUCCCCGGACCACUACGCCACGGACUCCUACAGCAGCUGGCGCAGCAGCGGUAGCGGCGACAAGGAGAACGAGGAACAGAAGCGGGGUUCCUCGGAGGAAGGCGGGGAUGGAUUCCUCGUACCCCCGGGCACGCAUCAGUUCGGCGGCGGCGGCGGCGGCUGGCGCUUCGGAUCGGGCCCGGGGGUAGCGGGAGGGAGGGCAGGGCAGAUCCGACUCGGCGCUGGAAGCGGAGGUAGCGCAGGCACUAGCAGCGGCGGUGGCGGCGGCAGCACCAGCGGCGGCGGCGGCGGCGGCGGCGACGGCGCGAGCGUGGUUGCUCCCGGAGGAGCGGAUGCCGUGUCGUGGGACCGGGAGCUAGCGAGGACCCUGUCGAGGGAAGGCCCGGCCGUGCCGGGCUGGACAAGCCGCUGGCGGCAGCCGGCCAUGCCGGGGUCACGGGCGGCGCUGGGGUUGUGGGAGGGAGCCGGGGGCCUGGACGUUGUGGAGCGGGACGAGGCGGGCGUUGUGGAGAUUGCGGGAAGCGUGUCUCCCGGCGACGGCGCCGCAGACACGGCGCAAGAGGUGACGGAGUGGGCGAGGCGCAUCCAGGCCUCGAUUGAGAACAUGAACAGGCUGGUGGAUGGCUUCCAGCUCGCUGGGGACGGCAGCAGCAGCACCAGCAGAAGCGAAGCCGCCGGCACCGUAACCAGUCCCGACUCAUCCAUGUCGGGAGUACCACGACGGGACGAUGGCGAUGCCCUCUACUCCGGGGUCACGGCAGACAGCGCUUCUCAUGCGACGGUGUCACGGUCCAGGGGGUCCCGCGGCGUGGAGAGAGCGGUGGUCGGGGCGGCGGCGGCGGCAGCGGCAGCGGGGGCGCCUACUUCUUCCUCGUCGUUGUCGGCCUACGGGUUUGAGGGCUUCGCCUCCGCCCAGCAAGGAUUCCGACGUGGGUUGGAGGGUCUCGUGAAGAGCGGGGUUGGCGGCGGCGGGGGGGCAUCGCAGACGGGGUUCUCGUCUUCGAGGGCGGGGUUCGGGUCGGGUUCUGCGACGUGUACGCUCCCGCCGGGGGAGCCAGCCGCAGCAGCAACCAGCAGCAGCAGCGGAGGCAGCGACGUCGGCGGUACCAGCGCAAGUGGCGUGGGAAGAACAUCCCGGUCGUUUUCCCCUCCGGCUCUCGAAGGGGUCGACGGAAGGCCCAGCACCGCCGAGCACCAUUCCGCGGACGGGUCCCACGAGGAAAAGAAAAAGGGCGAGGAUGAGAGCAGCGGGGGUUGGGAAGAGGCCAAGGGAGACGGGGCUGUGCGUUGGAAGGGAGGUGACGACAUAGUAGGAGCGAGCGGCGGCGGCGGCGGCGGCGGCGGUGGCGGCGGCGGCAUCAAACCGUUCGUCCGAUCCUCGCUGUCUUCGUCCUCGGCCUCGUCGGUGAUGGGCCGAGCGGACGCCGUCUUGGCGGAAGCCGCGCGCGGGAUAGGGCUUGGCAGUGGCGCUUCUGUGGGAGGCGGUGACUACAGGUCGUCUUCGUUGAGCAGCAGCACCGGUAGCAGUACGUUGGGGCCCGACCUUGAGGCCGAGAUAGCCAGCCUGGAGGCUCUCGCGGAGUCUCUGCAGCAGCGGAAGAUGCGCUUCGAGCCUAAGCCGGCGUUGCUAGUGCAGCAGCAGCAAGAGCUCGAAGAGCACCGCCGGGCCAUCCGCGCAACAUCCGUCGCCGGCUCCUUGUCUUCGAAUUCACGCCCUUCUGCUUCCGACCACACCAACUCUUCACGCCCUUCUGCUUCCGACCACAACAAUACCUCCUCUUGGAGCUCACGCCCGUCCUCCUCCGACUACACCAACUCUUCGUCCUCACGCCUGUCUUCCGGCCACACCAACAGCAGCAACAACAGCAACAACAUCCUCCUGCUACCUUCGAGAGGGAACGAGGGCGUAGACGGAAGCCACGAGGUCAGGCGGUCCGUGGCAACCGACGUAGACUCGAACGCUGGCGCAGACAGCGCGCUGGCGGCCCUGGAGGCCUUUCAGGCGGAGCUGGAAGCGAGGGAGAAGGAGGCGACGGCGGGGGGCGAGGGAAGAAGCGCGCCGCCGGUGCCGCCGCGGGCGCCGGGGCAAGGAACACCACCGCCCCCACCGGGUGGUUGUGUUGGUGACGAGUGGGGGCACGGGGUCCACGACGAUGAUGCCGGUCGUCCCCGCACGCCACGCCCCCCCCCCGACUCUUCACCUUCGUCUUCGUCGUCCACCACACCGGAGUCUGACAACGGCUUGAUUGAGCGACUCCUCUCUCUUGACACGGAGGCUAUCCGGAAGCAUGCCGCGGCCGUCGCCGCCGGUGGCGACGGCUGCGGCAGCAGCAGCAGGGGCCCCUCAUUCCCGUCUUCGCACGGCGGUGCCGCUGUUGGUGGAUACGCGGACGGCCGAGAUGCGGCGCCAGGGGCUGGACCGGGGCCGGUCGAGCUCCGUGACACGGACGAGCGGCCACCGUUCGGCAGACCCUCCGAAGCGGCUGUCGAUGAUGACCAUCACCGCGCCGUGUUUUCCGUUCCCCGCGCAGCGGAAGCGGAGGGAGGAGGAGAAACGAUCUUGGACAACCCGCAGCAGCAGCAACAGGAAACUCGGCUUGAGGAAGAGGGACCCCGAGACAUUGGCGUCGACGCGGGCGACGGCCGCUGCGGCGGAGCCGGGCCCGCAGCAGCAGCCACCACAGAAGGCGGCGGCCAAGCUAGCGGUAGUGACCACUCGGUCUCCUUCAACGCGGGGGCCGGACCGGGCAGCAGUACGACCGGCGGGUCGGAGUGGUGGCGGCGGGGCGCGGACGGGCGGUACAGCGAAAGCGAAACCACCGCCUCGGCUGCGGUAGCGGGAAGCGAGCAGCAGCAGCAGCAGCAGCAGCAGCGGCAGGAGACUCGGCUUGAGGAAGAGGGACCCCGAGACGCUGCGGUCGACGCGGGCGACGGCCGCUGCGGCGGAGCCGGGCCAGCAGCAGCAGGCACCACAGGAGGCGGCGGCCAAGCUAGCGGUAGUGACCUCUCGGUCUCCUUCAACGCGGGGGCCGGACCGGGCAGCAGUACGACCGGCGGGUCGGAGUGGUGGCGGCGGGGCGCGGACGGCCGGUACAGCGAAAGCGAAACCACCGCCUCGGCUGCGGUAGCGGGGAGCGAGCAGCUGCAGCAGCAGCAGCAGCAGCAUCGUUCCUUGCAACGGGCAGCCCCACGGGGACCCCGACAUUCAGUUCACGCGGCCUCCACCGGUUCUGAGGAGAAGGGUCUCGACGGCGGAGAGGAUAGCUCGGGCGGGGGUGAGACUGCUGAGACGGGAUUCAUGCUCCCGUCCCCGACAGGGGGAGUCGUGGGACCCCUGGGGGGGGGCGAAGAAGUCUCGCCUCUUGCUAUGACCCCGCAAGGGGCCAGUGGUCCCCUUCCGAAUCGUCGGGGGUCCCGUCGUCAUCAUCAGCCGCAGGGUACCGGCGACGGUGAGGGCGGGUUUUUCGGGAGCCGUCGGCCCACCACAGCGGCGGCGGCGGCAACGGUAGCGGGAAUAGUGGAGGCGGCUGCGGCGGCGACUGAGAAUCGUACACCUUCGCGUGGGAGGAGGUGGAUCGACGGCUUGGGUGAUGAUGACGACAACGACGUUGACGCGGGCACCGACACCGCUGUCGCCCCGUCGCCAUCUCACACCCCGGCGACCGCCGCGCGUCCCUUCGGCGCAAACGAAGGCGACGAUGGCGACGGUGCUGCCGCGGUGCUUGCUGACGGGGCUGUCCCCGGCACCGACCCCCGGCGAAGAAACGACGCUGUAGACACCGCCGCCCGCCCUCCCGCGGCGUCACCGAGGUCCUCGGAGGCGGCGUCUCUGUUUGAUGGCUCUUCUUCGCCGUCCCCAUCCCCGGCGAGCGACCUAUCGCUGGACCCCGAGAUUUUGGUGGAAACCCGUCAACAGGCGGUGGACAGCGGCGGCGGAGGCGGUGCUGCUACGCCUCUCGAGGCUCCCGGGUGGGGGUCCCUCGCCGACUACAUCGAGGGGACGUCGACAAACUCGGCGGGGUCGGCGGCCGUCGUGUGGCGGGACCUGAGCGCGGAGGAGCAGGACUUGAUACUCGAAAAGGCCGGCAGCGGAGGGCGAGGGUCGGCCGGGGGGGGCGGUGAGGUGGAGGGGGUGGUAGAGGUGGAGGGAUACGGAUACGCCGGUGAGGGUGCGGGGUCGGACGGAAGAGCUGCGAGUAGUGAUUACGGCAGCGGCGGCGGCAGCAGCGGCGGCGGCGGUGUUGCGGAGAUAAAGACCGGACGAGCGGAGCAGGACGAGGUGCUGUUCGGUGGUGGGAGGUACCCCGGCGGUGGGGGCGUGUUGCCUAGUACCGCCGGCGACGAGAAAGAAGAGGUCGUUGCGGGAGCGGCGGCGGGAGCGGCCGGGCGCUCUGCUGGCGGAGACGAUGAUGGCGAUGACGGAGGAGAAUCGGCUACGCCGAACGACAACAUCAGCGGAGGAGGCGGCGCCGCUCUCGGCAUCAGCGACGGCGACCUCUCUUGGGCUACCCAAGACGACGACGACGGUAGCUACAGGAGCGACGGCGGGGGCGGCGGCGGCGGUGGCGGCGGCGGUGGCGGUGGCGGGGAAGCCGGCCAUGUUCUCGACGCCGGGGGUAAUGCUUGGGCGAUUGCUCGGCGUGCCCACGACGAGUGUGAUCUUUUUGGCGGUGGCAUGGAGGAGGGUGGAAACGGGAGCGGCAGCGAUGGAGAUGGCGGUCGAGGAGACGAGAGCUGGUCGCGUUCGCUUUCGGGGGAGGAGAUCGAGUUGGAGCCGUUGCCGGCGACCGCAGGAGAAGCGGCGGGACCACGACACGGGCAUGAGGGUGGUGGCAUCAGGCAAGGGGAGGACACGGCCCUGACGGAAGACUCUCUCAAGUUCUCCGAGCCGUCGCUCGACUCCUUGGCCAUGGCGAGGGAAGGACCGCCAGGCAGGGAACCAGGGGCGCAUGCUGCUGCUCGACCAGCCGGUGCCGCCGCGUGGGAGAUAGGGAGUGCAGAAGUCGUUCGAGACGAGACCCAAGAGCGGCCCGCACCUGACCAUCGCGGUUGCGAUGCUGGUGGCCCGAGCGGUCGAUCAGAAGGAGGCGGGGGCGGGGGUAGGCUGCUGGAAGCGGAGGAGGGUGGAGAACUGGCGGCGUUUUUCAGGAGCCGAGCUUCGGGGUUUAUCGCGAGGUCGAGGGCUCGGGAAGAGGCGGUGCGGCAAAGGAGAGACUCCCGACGGAAGUCCCGUGAAGACGAGGACGCUAUCGCCGCCGCGGCCGCCGUUGCCGCUAGCGCUACCGCCGCCGCUGCCGCCGAACAGCGGCGUGACCAGCCACACCAAACCGGGGUCGGGCCGGGGGCGCGGAUGAGAGGGGGUGUUGAUGUCGCGGGGCCCCCUUCCGGGUUGCUUGGCGAGUCAGGAGGAGGAGGAGGUCGACGGAGGGUUUCGAUCCAGGAGGCCAGGAAGAGGACCGCAAGGCUCUACAACUCCCUGCCGGAGGUGCGCGAGGCUCGAGAGAAGAAGGAGAAGAACGAGGAGCGCGUUAGGCGUUUGCUGGAGGCGAGGGCCCUCGAAAAAUCUCGACAUCGCUCUCGAAGGGGUGGAGGAAGAGGAGGAGGGGGAGGAGGAGGAGGAGGAGGAGGAAGGAGUACUGGCAGGAAGUGAAGAGGGUCGAUCUAUUCGCAUCAUGAAAGCGCGGUAACAGGCCGGAGCAGGCGUUGAAAAAGGAGUGAAUAGAGGCACAAGGACUUCGAAGAUUGUUGGAAGUUGCUGUCCCUCCUUCACGCCUGCCCCCGCGAGCUUGUGGGAUGCUGCCAGGAACGGCGAGACGAGAUCAUACAGUCUACCUGCAGUAUUUCGUUAGUGUCUCGGGUCAGGUCCGCUUCGUAGUUUUGGUGGUCUCUGUAUGAUAGCGAUAGUCCCUGCAUAUGGCCGGAUGGUGGUGCCGAGGGAUUUGGCGCGGCAAUAAAAAAAAAUCCGGGAACCCGGCACUAUUCUUCAGAGCGUGGGACAACGUGAGUAUUCCAUCCGUGUCACGCGGCAUCACAGGCCAUGUAACAGGGCGACCGGCCUUACAUCGGCACCAAAGAGUUUAAUUUAGGUAUUCAUUCAGUUGCAUUUACUCAAGGAUGUAUCUGUGAACGUUAAGCUCCUCGCGUGCAUCAUACGGUUACUGGCACUAGCUGCUUUGGGUUUCACCCUUUACGCUUGACCAGUACUGUACUGCUAGAGUUUCGCGCUGCUGACAUUGUUGCCUGCCGCAGCUGCUCUGCUGUAGGGUGUGUUUCGUGUCAUGUUUGACUUGAACAAUUUUUUUAUUAAGGGCGUUUCGGAGUAUUUCAUGUAUCGUAGGUUACAGGGCGUUGCCUAGCAUCCGCUCUCGGGAAAGCCUGGUGAAUUGUUGUGUGUACAAAGUGGUGACGUGAUUGUCUGGAGGUGUUUUCUCCUUUUUGAAGGACAUCCUCACGUACGUGCGGACUUAGCUUUCGUUCAGCGAAAAAAAAAUUCAUUCAGUGAC